ACGCAUUCGGACAAGCCAGUUGCCAUCAACCAAUGUGAAAACACGAACUUGAUUCCCUAAAAAAUAGUAAAUAUAAUCAAAAUUUCGCUUCUUUUCCUCAAUCUUCCCCACUGAGGCUCUAUGAAGGCAUCGACGGGGAAGUGAAGCAUCCUCAAGAAGUAGAUCACGAGUCUUGGUGGCGAAAGAGACGAGAAAUAUGGCAAAGUUGAUCGGUGUUUAUGGGGAUGAGGAUCAACUUAGUCUCGGUAGAAGGCAACUUCCCUUAUCUAUUUAUGACAACAAAAUCAUGAUAAUGCAACUGGGGGGAUCCUGUGAUGUAGAGGUGAGCGGAGGGACAGCAAAGCGACGCUGUGACGAUUCCUUCAUGAAGCACUACGGUGCGCUCAGCAAAGACGAGUUGAUUGCUGCGCUUAUGGUCCCUUCAAAACUGCUAUUCACAAGACUGGCACAAACUGUAUCUUGUGUUGGGUGCCGCAGAAGCGUGGAGAGACUCUUCAACCAGCUGAAGGAAUCCGGUCACCCUGCACUGGAGCCUCUUGCGGUGAACUCCAAUGGUGUCUUGACAGUUUUGAGGAAGUAUGCCUUACAGGCUCGGUCCUUAGGAGCUUUAUUUAAUGAUCAUGGGUUGGCACUAAGUGCAGUACUUGACAGUAUUCCAAAGCUGAAGAAAUCUGGUCGUUGUAUAUUCCACUCAAUGGAGGGCGUGAGAUGUAGGCCUGGCGGCUGCUCGUGGCGGGAUGCUUGGGAGGUGAUGGACUCUACGUGUCGAGAUGCUGUCACUCUUGUCAGCGCAGAUCAUCUUCUCACCACACUUGACAAUUACCUUCGCAAGCACCGGUUUUGCCAGGAGUGUAAGAACAAAGUACACAGAGCUUUUGAUAUCUUAGUUGGCCAUAUAAGUAUAGAUCCUGCAAAGGAAAAAGGAUACGUGGCAUCCCUCUACUCAGGGAUCCGACGAUGUGAGGCCAAGAGACAUAUUCACGUUCCAGCUGACACUGACUACGUGACGCACCUCAUCAUUCGGGCUGAACCAGAGCUGCAGGGGAGACGAGAGCGACAUGCCAAAACCUUAGAGAUUGCACAGGAAGAAGUGCUAACGUGUUUAGGACUGUUUUUAUUUGAGCGGCUCCAGCGGAUCCACACCAGAAUGCGAGAAGAGGAACAGACAUGGGAUAUUUUAUUUCAUGUAGCUGUAGACACCCUUAAGAAAAACUUUGAGUUGGCUGUAGAAGACAAACAGGGUUACUCUAAGUUCGAGAUGCUGUGUGAAGAAUUACAGAAACAGGAACUUAGAGAGAAAGCAAAGAAAGAGAAAAAGAAGAAGAAAAAGAAGAGUAAAAAGAAUGAUGAAGGGAAAGAGAACGCUUGUGUACGUUGUGAGGAAGACGAGGGAGGUUGCCGCGAGUGUGAACUGGAAGCAUGUCUUUGUCGUUCUUUUCUUGCUCAAGCCACGUUGUAUCUCUUAAUGCAACCAACAAAAAGGUUGGCAGUGACAGCUUCUGCCGAGGGGGCUCUCAUUUAGGCCCCCCGCUGGGAAGCCCUCAUUUAAGUAAUUCCCUGGGAAGUAGCCAUAUACCUUCAGAAGGGGCAGGGGUUAUACCAAGAUGCAGCAGUGAAUGCGGGAGUCUUGGCGUCAAUGAUAUAGGUAGUGAAAGAGGCAGCAGUGAAGAGAAGGAGAGUUGUGACUCGAGCCCAGAUCCUUACCGCCAUCAUCAUCAACUCCACCAGCACCAAAGUCAUCACCAUUGUCAGCACCGGGACUCCCCUCACCCCUUAGAGUGCACCGCGUCAACGGAUUCAUUAGUUUCUAGAUGCUCACAGGGUUCUCGUGACGGAGGCUAUUGCUCAGCACAAGGUUCAGGAGGCUCCUCUCGGGACUCCUCCGAGGUGGCGUGUGGGGAAGGUCUCUGUUCGCACCACCACGAAGACCAUGUAGAUGAUGGGGAACACCAUAAUGGGGAUGAUCACGUCGACCACUUUAACGCCCCACUCUCACCGUCACCUCUGCGGUACUCCCAACCUUUCACCCUGUCCCUGCAACAGAUGCUAGAUGACUCCCGAUGUGAAGAUGAGGAGAUCCCAGAGGCUGAAGUCCGGGCGUGGCGUGCCCGGCUUGGUGUUGUUAAACAGAAGAGAGCGGAGCUUCGGCAAACUCUGCGACAAAGAUUCCAACAGUUUUGUCACCGUGGAUGUGCAGUUACGUCCACCACUUUGGGGAGUAGCCAAAGUCAUCAUUGCCAUCAUUAUAUCAACUCUCCACACAGUACUUUAACAGCACACCUCCCAAGUAUAAUAAAACCACGCUAGGUUCAUGUUAGCCAACUCCAGAACAUUACAUUGCUUAGUAUGGUCAAAGUAGGUGUUAUCAUAAAGGGACAGGAGAGUGGUAGUGACCACAUGAAAGAAAUAACUGUUAGCAAGGAAGAUAAUUCUUGCAUUGAUGCUGGUCUUGCCACCAAAAUUUGAUACUAAUACUGGUCUUUAUGGAGUUUUAUAUUGGUUUAUAGAACAAGUUUCCACCAAAAGCCCAACAAUUAGCAUUUGUUCUAUUGUCAUUUCAAAAUGCAUUAGACAGUUUUUGUACAUGUACAGAGUUGAGUCAUUUGAUGGACUCUUGCAUAGCUAUCAUCACAAUGCGUUCCCAAGUGCUCAGCAGUCUUCUGAAGAGGUGCCUCUGGUAUUGGAAAAGCCAUUUAUUCCAUUUCUUGCUCAAAAGUUAGCUAGUCUUAGUUUAUUAAACUAUUAUUGGUAAGGUGCAGCACCUAUGGUGUGGAUGGUGGUCACCCUAACCCACGAGCAUUUAUUCAGAUCAAGGUGUAUGAUUGUAUGGAAACAAGUGAGGGAAAUUUCAGAGCUUAUCUUGUGUCAUGCCAUUUCUCCAUUCUGUAAGCAUAUUUUAUCUUUUUCUUUAUGAAUAUGUAUAUUUUUUUUCAACAUGCAUUUGAAUUUAAGUAUUGUCACAUGUAGCUCAUAUACUUUGAGGAAGAAAUAUAAAAGAAAGUUAUAGACUUACAGUGUAAAUAUUUGUGAAUGUAAGGAUAUAUAUUAAAGCUUGUGAGAGUAAAUGUAUUAAAGGAAUGCACAUAAAAGAUUUAUAUUACAAUCGAAAGAGAUGUCUUCAGAAAUUCCAUUCCAGUGUUCUCGAAGAAGAUAAGUGAACCCAUUUCUGUUGCCGUUGUUGUUGCUUUUUUGAGCGCAUACGCAGAUGUUAGUGUGCCAUGAGUGUAUCACUUGACCCCCCCGUACUACAGUGGCUGAUUUUUCUACUGGGUGAUAAGACUCAUCCAAUAGGAAUGGAAGCAUAGCUAUUUUUUUAUGAUUUAGGUUUUUAGUUCUCACAGAUACAGGCUUCAGAAUUGCAGGAGAAUAUCGUACAAGGUAGAAAUUUGUUUAUUGUAUGUAAUUUUUUUAAAGAUAAUUUUAUAUUAUAUUUUGGUUGUCAUCUUUAUACUUUUCUCUGUGCAUAUCUCAGAAAAUUUAUCCUGCUUCUUUAUUUUGUCUUGUAUUUGAGGCAAUAGCUCUGCAGUGAAUUGUUGAUUGAUUGAGCAAGAGAUGGACAUGAAACCUGUGAUAAGGAUGUAUAUAAAGAAUUAUCUUUUUCAGUACCUGUUUUGUCAAAAGCUUAAAAAAAUAUUAAAUAACAAAAAAAUAUAUAAAUGUAUAUAUUGCUCAAUCAGAUGGCAGAGGUGAUUGAAGGAAGAUAUAAAAAAAACUUUAAAUUUUGUAUCAUCUUAAAAUUCAGUUAUUGUCAUGAAACUUUGAUUCAUUUUUUUUUUUUUUUUUUUUCUCUCUCUCAUCUAGUUACAUUCUUUGCACGAUUCUUUAUACAUACCCAGCGCCGGAUAUACAGUAGGUGUGAUUAAAAGCAAUGAGGAAAUGGAACAGAGACAGCCAUAAAAGAGUAAAGAGAAAAACUGUUGCUUGCACACACUAGAAGAAAAAGGGUAGUGAAGAAGUUCAUAUAUAGAUACAUAUAUAUUUUCAGUCAUUAUUUUGUAAACUGGUGUUCUCUUGGUCAGACCUCUGUUUCAUAAUUGUACUAUUAUUUCUUAGUAUGGUUCUUAAACAAACACUUCAUUUUGUAAUGGUCCAUGGGAACACACCAUAGGAUUUUUUUUUUUUUUUUUUUUUUUUUUUUUUUUUUUUUUUUUUUUUUGUAUCCUUUUUGUAAUGGAGAGAUAAUUCAGAGAUUUAUUGAUGGGUUAUUUUGAAACAUUCCUCCAUAACAUAGCAUAUGGUUAUAGGUACCACUGUGAAUAACAUGUAUGGAAUUUUCUUCAGCAUUUUAUGAGACUGUGUUCUUACUGGGGUUUAAAACUGUUUACUGGAAUCCUACUGGAAUAACCAAAGACAAAAACAGCUUUGGCGCAUGUUAUUUUAUUUAGUUGAUUAAAGUUGGUUUGAAAUGGGGGUAAUUUUAUUUCAUACAGCAUCAAGAAACACUUCAAUUGAACAUGAAAUGUUUAUUUACUUUUGUCUAUCCUGACACAUCUUUUGGUCAGUUACAUUUUAUCACAGUGGUCCAAAUAAUUUUUUUAAAAAUGUAUUCUAAGCAUGUAUACAACCUUUUAUGUUCCAGAAAAAUAUGGUCAAUGAAAAAAGGAGUAUAAUCUUAAAAGUUAAUUUAAAGAAGAUAUUUUUUGUUUUUUAGUUAGAAACAAUGAAGUCCAUAAGACCCAAUGAAUUUGAGUGAAAUCAGAACCAGCAGAAAACAUGCAUUGCUGGUUUUAUGCUGUUAUUAGGGACAGAACUGCCUAUUUGCCUUCUACUUUCCAUUGGUAGACUGUACACAGUGAAAUAGGAAUAAAAGCAAAUACCCACGUCGAGAACUCCUUUUUUCGGAGUAGAUAUUACACGUGGCUGUGUUGAGUGAUGGUCUCAUGUGACUGGCAUGUGAGACUUGGUGUUGGGUGUUGGGACAAACAAAGAAAUAUGAAUAUCUAUAAUAAAGAAAUGCUGUUGUA
Messenger RNA from Penaeus monodon (black tiger shrimp), 4964 nucleotides. Its product is annotated as gametogenetin-binding protein 2-like. The record is from RefSeq and is a predicted model, not a curated record. Lineage: Eukaryota; Metazoa; Arthropoda; Malacostraca; Decapoda; Penaeidae. Gene Ontology annotation, cellular component: cytoplasm; nucleus. The transcript has 11 exons. Bases 197 to 1522 code for a protein of 441 amino acids.